AUGCGGGAGCUCCAGCCAAAUGACAUCCUCAACAUGGCGCAGUACUACAACGUCGACUUGACAACGGCGCCGUUCUUGCUGCCCAUCAUGAAGCAGGCCGUGGAAACGCCACUGCCCCCAAAUUGGGUCGAAGACUUGAGCAGUUCCGUGCACGGUCCGCGAUACAUCAACGAACAGACUCAAGAGCAGCAAUCGAGCCAUCCCGCUGACGCCUACUUCAUCGCGCAGGUUCGAAAGGCCAGGGAGAAGCACGCGGAGACCGACGUCGUCGACAAUGCAUGGAUGGAAUUCCGUCGCGAUGGGGCCAAGUACUAUUACAACUUUGCGACCAACAAGGAGCAGACUGACCUGCCAUCGUGCGGGCUGCUGUGCACGCCAGGGGCCAGCUACGAAGCGUCGAAGGAGGUAUUUACUAGAGCCGCCGACAUCCACAGACAACCCAAGAUUCGAUCGUACGUGGGCCAACCAAACUGCCUCCUCCACGUCGUUUGUAGGUUGGACAAGCUCGACAUCUUGUGCUUUCACUCGUCGUGGAACGAAACCCGCAUGAGCGUCACGGAGAAGCGCCACGCGGAUAUCUAUUUCUCCAUCAGCACCAAACACUUUCAGUUUGUUCUGGGCAACCUCGACACCGUGUACACGAUCUCGCACAUCAACGGGCGCAACGAAAAGCCGCUCGAAGCUUGGGACUUGUACGUCGGCGCCAAAAUCACCAUCUUGGGCCGGUCCACAACGCUAACCAAGGCAAGCAUGCUGACGUUGCAGUGGCUCGACUACCAAGCGAAAAGGCUCGACGCUAUCAAAGCCAAGCUGACUAGCGAGCUAUGCAAGUACGAAAAUUCCCAUGUCGAAACGACUCGAGGCAGCAAGGCAGGAGUGUCCCUCAGGCGCCUCAAACUUGACAUCGAACACCUGCGGGAAAAGCUGUCCGAGUACCGACCCGACGUGGCGCGGAAGAUAGUCGACUCGCUGUAUGCAUGAACACCAACUGAAACGCCACGGACGGGGCCAAGACAAGAAGCAGGACACGAUUCAAUUACGUCUGUUCUUCGUCGUGGACUUAUUCGAUCUUGAGGACUUCGAUCUCAAAAACGAGGACAGAGUCGGGCUGGAUGCCCCACGCAGGAAACCCGCGGGCCCCGUACGCGUAGUCAGGCGAGCACGUCAGUUUGGCAGACUCCCCCAAGCUCAUGGACAAAACGCCUUCAUCCCACCCUUUGAUCACCUGCCCCAACCCAACUUGAAACGCAAACUCUUGCUGACCAGGGUCCUUGGUGCUCCAAAACUUCUUGCUCAAGUCACGGUCUUUGCCGUAACCUGUGCAGUGGACCGUCACCUGGGCGCCCUUGGUGGGUUUCUGGCCAUUGCCUUCGCGCAAGAUUUCUUUCGUCACUCCCAUCCUGGUGCCGGAGUCGCUGAAAAGUUAGUGGUUUCCGUCCCUUUUCUGCCC
Aphanomyces invadans is the source of this 1450-nucleotide messenger RNA. RefSeq lists its product as hypothetical. NCBI's taxonomy places the organism in Eukaryota, Oomycota, Saprolegniomycetes, Saprolegniales, Verrucalvaceae. The coding region runs from base 1 to 981 and encodes 326 amino acids. The record is from RefSeq and is a predicted model, not a curated record. The transcript has 4 exons.